CGCGCCGCCAUGUCAUCCGAAGAAAUACCAGACCUCAGAACGCUUCUCACCACCCGACGCGGAGGCCUGUCUCGGGGCAGGGGCCGUGGGAGAGGUCCAUCGGGAGCCUCGCUCCACGAGAAUGAUGCUCUCGUGGACCAUGCCGUCCAGAAGACAGACGCAGACGCGGCCGGCUUCAGGUUGAGCUCCGUCCAGCUUGGCUACCUAGAGGAUGCAUAUGCCAAACUCUUCGCAACGCAGCCAGCGGUGCGGCGACCGCCUCUUAUCAACCGAGGGACCUAUGUCCGUACCUCCGCAAUCGAUCUCCUCGUCCACAAGUUCCUUUCCCUCUCGCCGGACCAGCCGAAACAGAUCGUCUCCCUCGGUGCAGGCACUGAUACGCGGUAUUUCCGUCUGCGCGAUCGAUAUCCAGACCUCCAGCUCACCUAUCACGAAAUCGACUUUCCCGCUAACACUACUGCAAAGCUCGCUGCUAUUCAGAAACACCCUCAGCUGUACACUAAGCUCUCGUCGAAGCGAUCUCCCGAUCCUCUCUCCCUCGCACCCGGCGCAACUUCCUUCUACUCUUCGGCCUACAACCUCCACGCCCUCGAUCUUCGCUUCCUAGCUACUCUUUCUGAUGACGCCCAGCCCCAUCAACUACCGCAUCUCGAUCCCUCGAUCCCCACCCUAAUACUCUCAGAAAUGUGUCUCGUAUACCUACAGCCCUCUACCGUCUCCACAGUUCUCUCCGCCUUUCUCCAUAAAUACAUCCCAGCACCAACCCCGCUCUCCCUAGUCCUUUACGAGCCAAUUCUCCCCCACGACGCCUUUGGCCGCAUGAUGACCUCGAACCUCGCACACCGAAACAUCUCCCUCCCAACUCUCGCCGCGUUCCCUUUGCUGCGCGAUCAACGACAACGACUGAGAGGCUACGGGUUCUGCCAUGGUUCUAGGGCUGCGGAUACCGAGUUUAUAUGGCGGGAGUGGGUGAGUGACGAAGAAAAGGAGAGAAUUGCGGGCUUGGAGAUGCUGGAUGAGCAGGAAGAAUUGAACAUGCUACUGAGACAUUACUGCAUUGCGUGGGGGUGGAGGGAUAGUGGCUCGGAGGAUGUGUUUUCGAGGGCAUGGGAAGCAGUCAGGGAGCAGGAUGGUGGUUGAUUCGUCACGCAAGCAAAUUGGCUACUGAAUACAUCACAUGGGUUGUAAAACUUGAUGCAUGACGAAAUAUUACUCCUGCAAUUCCUAGUUGAGGGAGAUGAGGGGAGUCUUGGUAUACCGCCAUGUAGGGUGAAACUAGUAUGUGAAUCGACCAGGUACAGUAUAGGAAGAUGAGAGUAGAGCGCGGGCGCGAUAUCAGGAAGAGACCGAAGUAGCAAAGACAUCCUGGGGUAUUGUUUACUACGAGGACCUCGUGAAAAGCGAGUUAAUUCAAUAGCUAAACUUGCCAUCACCCAUGAG
Lindgomyces ingoldianus is the source of this 1440-nucleotide messenger RNA. Its product is annotated as leucine carboxyl methyltransferase 1. Gene Ontology annotation, biological process: C-terminal protein methylation. The transcript is spliced from 2 exons. Bases 10 to 1140 code for a protein of 376 amino acids. NCBI's taxonomy places the organism in Eukaryota, Fungi, Ascomycota, Dothideomycetes, Pleosporales, Lindgomycetaceae. The record is from RefSeq and is a predicted model, not a curated record. Gene Ontology annotation, molecular function: protein C-terminal leucine carboxyl O-methyltransferase activity.